UUAGAAGUAACAUUCAUAGGAGAGACAAGGAAGAGCUCAUCACACAAGAUGAGGGCAAUCAUAGCUUUGUUUUUCCUUUUCUGUUUUCUUGCUCCCUCUGCUUUGGCGCAGCUCCGAUUUGGGUUCUACGGCCGCUCAUGCCCUCGAGCAGAAUCUAUCGUUGCUAAUGUUGUUGCCAACCGUUUCCGUCGUGACCGUUCCAUUACUGCAGCAUUUCUUCGUAUGCAGUUUCAUGAUUGCUUUGUUAGGGGUUGUGAUGCUUCCCUCUUGAUCGACCCAAGACCCGGAAGGCCAUCAGAGAAAAGCACCGGACCAAAUGCAAGCGUGAGAGGAUACGAGGUCAUUGAUGAAGCUAAGAGACAGCUCGAGGCUGCGUGCCCUCGAACAGUCUCAUGCGCAGACAUUGUAACUCUAGCCACCAGAGACUCGGUCGCAUUAGCUGGUGGACCAAGGUUCUCAGUACCAACAGGAAGACGUGAUGGAUUAAGGUCAAGCCCCAAUGACGUCAACUUGCCCGGACCAACAAUACCGGUUGGCGCAUCGAUCCAGUUAUUUGCAGCUCAAGGUAUGGAUGUGAACGAUAUGGUUACACUCAUUGGUGGUGGCCACAGCGUCGGUGUUGCACAUUGUAGUCUCUUCCAGGAGAGGCUUUCCGACCCUGCAAUGGACCGUACAUUGAAUGCUAGGUUGAGAAACACAUGUCGUGCCCCUAACGACCCAUCAGUUUUCUUGGACCAGAGGACUCCAUUUAUCGUGGAUAACGCAAUCUAUGGAGAGAUCCGACGUCAAAGAGGAAUCCUAAGAAUUGACCAAAACUUAGGACUCGAUAGAUCAACCCGUGGGAUUGUGUCUAGUUUUGCAUCAAGCAAUGCCCUCUUUAGACAGAGAUUUGCCCAAGCAAUGGUGAAAAUGGGUACCAUUAGGGUUCUUACUGGUCGUUCUGGUGAGAUCAGGAGAAACUGUAGAGUCUUCAACAACAGACAUUGAUUCUAAACUUUUUAAAAAUUACCAUUAUAAAUUUUGGUUUUUUUUUUUUUUAUCGGUUAGAUAAUUAACCGGAAGUUUUCGUUUUGUAUUUUCCUUCAAAUUCACUUGUACGUGCACUUUGGUAAUAUAUGUGAUCACUCACUCCUGUAAUUCUAUAGUAUGUGACUGCAUUUUUUAAAAUGUAGUUAAACAAUUUGUUUGUUGGUUUUCUAAUUUGUUAUUCAAAUGCUUUGGAGAUUUGAAUUGAUAUUGUUAACCGAAUCAAAAUU
This is a messenger RNA of Camelina sativa (false flax), 1256 nucleotides long. RefSeq names its product peroxidase 44-like. The record is from RefSeq and is a predicted model, not a curated record. Gene Ontology annotation, biological process: hydrogen peroxide catabolic process; response to oxidative stress. Gene Ontology annotation, molecular function: heme binding; peroxidase activity. Lineage: Eukaryota; Viridiplantae; Streptophyta; Magnoliopsida; Brassicales; Brassicaceae.